Lolium rigidum is the source of this 1043-nucleotide messenger RNA. Its product is annotated as proteasome subunit alpha type-2. Bases 93 to 800 code for a protein of 235 amino acids. Lineage: Eukaryota; Viridiplantae; Streptophyta; Magnoliopsida; Poales; Poaceae. The transcript is spliced from 11 exons. The record is from RefSeq and is a predicted model, not a curated record. Gene Ontology annotation, cellular component: proteasome core complex; proteasome core complex, alpha-subunit complex. Gene Ontology annotation, biological process: ubiquitin-dependent protein catabolic process.
UCUUCUCUUUCCUCCAGCAGCCCGCUUCGCUCGCUCCAUCCGAUCUCCCGUCGCAACCCGAAGAUUCCGACGAGGUUGUCCGCGCUACGGCCAUGGGCGACAGCCAGUACUCCUUCUCCCUCACCACCUUCAGCCCGUCAGGAAAGCUGGUGCAGAUCGAGCAUGCGCUUACAGCUGUCGGAUCCGGCCAGACCUCGCUUGGCAUCAAAGCUGCCAAUGGUGUAGUUAUCGCCACAGAGAAGAAAUUGCCUUCUAUUUUAGUGGACGAAACAUCUGUGCAAAAGAUUCAGUCAUUGACUCCAAAUAUUGGAGUUGUCUAUAGUGGGAUGGGUCCGGAUUUUCGUGUUCUUGUCAGAAAAAGUCGGAAACAGGCACAGCAAUAUUAUCGGUUGUACAAGGAAACCAUCCCUGUUACCCAGCUUGUCCGAGAGACUGCUGCUGUUAUGCAGGAAUUCACACAAUCUGGCGGUGUAAGACCAUUUGGUGUCUCGCUGUUGAUUGCUGGGUAUGAUGACAAUGGCCCGCAGCUGUAUCAGGUUGACCCAUCAGGAUCUUACUUCUCCUGGAAAGCAUCAGCUAUGGGGAAAAAUGUGUCAAAUGCAAAGACGUUUCUUGAGAAAAGAUACACAGAAGAUAUGGAGCUUGAUGAUGCCAUCCAUACUGCAAUUCUGACUCUAAAAGAAGGAUAUGAAGGUCAAAUCUCUGCCAACAACAUUGAAAUUGGAGUUAUUCGAGCUGACCGUGAAUUCAAAGUCCUAACUCCAGCAGAGAUCAAGGAUUUCUUGGAAGAGGUGGAGUAAGCUGCCCGUUGACAAAUUUGCUUGUUGAAGAUUCGAGAUGUAAACGAGACUGGUAGCAAACAAAAUGAAUGAAAUGUGUGAUCUUUGUAUUGAUGGUGUUGACUAUAUAGACAGAGGGUAUGAGGAAGAGGUGUCUCGCAUCCCUUACGAACAGGUGCCUUUUAGCAAUAGACACGAUCAACAGUCUGCUGCUGUUAAUUAGCAACUGUCAGUGGUUUUUCGAAUUCUAGCAUUCCUUAUAUA